AUGACUGAUAGCGAAGGUGGCGGAGAACUCGUCGACAAAGUGGUUGUGAAGUCGAACAGUGAUGAUUAUCCGGUGCCGAUCAGCCAGCCAAGUAGUGGCCGAAAAGACUGGACAGCACGGGCUAGUCAGAUUCGCGACGCCAAUGUGGCGACGGCCAGUCGCUUGAUUGAAGAAGGGAUGCGCGCCGACGAAGGGUGCGUAGAUUCUUUUCCCGCUGAAGCAUUGGUAACAAAAGCCCAGGCUAUGCUCCCCAAAUUCAACGGUGACUUUAAAAAAGGUAAAUCUUGGCGUCUUAAAAAUUCGUGUGCCCCUCUCGAAGUGUCUUGCUACUGA
This is a messenger RNA of Soboliphyme baturini, 333 nucleotides long. Lineage: Eukaryota; Metazoa; Nematoda; Enoplea; Dioctophymatida; Soboliphymatidae. The record is from the annotation of a GenBank genome assembly.